Molecule: messenger RNA, 8924 nt
Organism: Mizuhopecten yessoensis (Yesso scallop)
Lineage: Eukaryota; Metazoa; Mollusca; Bivalvia; Pectinida; Pectinidae
Exons: 7
Coding region: 1385-2644 (419 amino acids)
Molecular function (GO): carbohydrate binding
Source: RefSeq, a predicted model, not a curated record
GUUAGGAAAUUAUAGAAUUGCUGCAUGUGCACCAGUUGUCGAUUUAGAUAACUAGUAAUGAAGCUAGCAACAUAAGCAACAGUAUUAGAUGCAUGGCUGACCUACAGAUGUUCUGACUGGUUUACAGGGUUCACCAAUAGUUAGACUGUAAAUGAGGACGAAGGGCUACUGGACUACUUGUCAUUAACCUUGAUAGGGUAUACAAUACAGGUCUUCAACUGACCAACUCAGACACUCUGAUUCCCCAACAAUUCAUCUACAUUUGGAUUGAGCGGUUAAUAGAAGAGAAGAAUUACGAUAACGACAUACAAAGAGUCUUGGAAUAAAAAAGGAAUAAAUGACAUUGGACAAACACAGGAAGCUGAAGUUGAAUGCAUAUUUAGUGUCUUCCCAAUCAAUAUUCUAUGCAUCGUAUUGAUUGUGUCAAUUUCGUGGUAGCCGCUCAAGUGGUGAUUCUUUUAUAGCGAGCUGCAGCCAUCCUUGUAUUUACUGGUUACUCUUGUUGCUCAUGAGCAUGUAAAGACCGAUCCGAUAUAUAUCAGCAUCUGCGAAUUUAUGAUGCACUGGUAAAUUCUGUGGAGGAGCGAUCGUCUUUAUGAAGUGUGUUUUUUCCUACUUGGAAACAGUAAAGAGCGUUAUCUUUGAAAGAUAAAUUUCAACCUUGGCAUAUAUACAUGUCAUUUUGAAGAUGAAAUUUCAAAUAGGGAGAAAUAAAUCUUCUCGACGUUUUUGUUAAUACAUCUGCAAUCUUAUGAAGAUAAUUUCAACGAGGAAUAAAUAUACAAGGAACCUGUUUUUAAGUUUGUUUAAUUCUUCGUAAGUGCAACACAUUGAAACGUGUCUGAUAUAAAUUAGUGUCGCUGCAGUGGUUGGAUGUUCUUGAGUUUGUAGUGUCUCACAGAGUUUAAGGAUAGAUUCAUGGUGAUGCUGCCGUUGGAAACACAGGACUGGAGAUAGUCAGAUAGCAAAGGACUCCGUGUACAGUGUAAUGUAUUACAAUCCAGGGCCGUCUGCCGUGUACAGACUGGAAACAGUUUUUGGAUUUCUGGUUCGUGCAACACUAUACAACCAUCUUAUUUUCUGGUGCUGUAGGAGGACUAUGGAGGGAUAAGUGCUCAGGGUUGUUUGAAGUUGCAUGCUGAACUUUCUACGAGGGAUAUUCCUUCAGUUAUUUUUUGGUGCGUUAUCCCCGACUGACAAGGGGUGCGAUAGGGGAGGCAUAUUAAGAUCACAGAGAUAUCCUGUUGACUGCUGAGCUGGACAGGGCAGACAGCCGUUAUCAUCAAUGCUAGAGAAAGGAUGGAGGCUACUUAGCCUGCUUUGGAGUCUACAAGAGAUUCAAAUGGACGCUAAAUGAUAUGUGGUCCUAACUACAGCUAGUGUGAUGGCGUGGAUUUAUACCAAGUGUCAUGUGUACAUGGUGUGGUAUUUCAUUGUUACCCUGGUAUUGUUGGAUCGUUGCCAGAACCAGCGAAAAUGUGUUGUGGAGGCCAGUACCGAUACAUUCCGUCAGGACCCCUGUCCUCGUACAUCUAAGUACCUCAAAGUUUCCUACAAAUGUAACCCUGACAACUUCACGAACCAGACAGUUUGCCAGGGAGACCAGCUUACCAUUACUUGCCAGAAAUCCACAAGAAUCGUAAUAUACUCGGCGUUAUUUGGACGCACAUCCCAAGACAAUUUACAAUGUUCCUCAGGCACCAGCACAGCAUACGCAGAUUGCAGAUCUCGGACUGCUGUACAAGAAAUCAUGUCUCGUUGUCAUGGACGCAAGCGCUGUGCGGUAGAGGCAGAAGAAUAUGUGUUUGGUAACCCCUGUCCUCCAGGAAUUCCUAAAUACCUCAAUGUUGUAUAUACAUGUGUUCCUAAACGAAUUUUAAAAGAAAACAGUCGACAUCGUCACAAGAAGAAAAAAAAGAAAAAGAAGCCGUCUACAAGCGUGGUCAAUAUUGACAUAGCAGACAGCCACAUUCCGAGUGACCUGACGACCUCAACAACGCAAUCAUCACUCCUCAACACUAUCACCAGGGCACCAGACAUAUUCCCCGCAGAUGAUGCAAAACAGCCUGGCAGGAAAGGUGACCUGACUGUCGAUAAAGGAGGUGACUCGAAGGAGAAGGGUGAGGACGGGGACACACCGAACACUACAGUGCAAUGUAAUAACCACACAGUGCGAGUGCCGGGUGCUAUUGUACCCUCCACCAGUAUGGAGCGUGCAGCAAGUGGCAUGGUGGUCGACUGGUUCAACACCUUCUACUUCUUAAGGGAGAACCAUGAGAAAGCUGUGCUGUAUCUAGUCCUUGGGGUUUGUUUUGGAAUCAUCAGCCUCCUUUUAAUAGUGGUAAUCAAGCUAAUGAUAAACAAUCGACGUAAAAAGAGGGUGAAAUUGGACAUUACAGACCCAACACACAGUCAUUUUUUACCUCCGCCAAAUCAUUUGGACACUCCUACACUGUCACGGGCAGAUUCCAUAGACAGGAUUGAGAUUGUGAGAUUUGAACCACGAUCCACACUUCGUAGGGAUAGAGACGCAACACUUAGGAGGGACUUUGAGUCACACAUUCCUCUAAGAACUGACUUUGAGGCAGAGGACACAUUAAGGAGUGAUCCUGGGGACCGUAGCUUAAAUAAUUACUAUGGCUGAGUGUAGCGUGUAAUGUGAUUGGUUGCAAUUGUAAAAGUGAAACAUGUUCUGUGACUGUCUACCACAAAACAGAAAGGCAGACCCAGCCCUGCUAUCCUUUAAAUGGAUGUAUUAGGUGUUGUGGUUUGUCAAAAGCUUGUGGUAUUCCUGUCACUUAGUACCGAUGCUGUGAUUGGCUGAAUGGAAUAUAAGCUUGUUUGUGAUUGGCUGAUACACGUAUAACCUUGGAACCUGUGAUUGGCUGAUGACUUCAAUCAGUCAUUUAAGCAUUUUGGUGAUAUGAUUUCCAGUGUUAUUCCAGGAAAGUGAUUCCUAUUUGGUGCUUUAAUACAUGUAAAUGUCUGGUGAAGUCUGAUGGAGAAGAGUCAUUGAGCACAGAGGAAUGGCAUAAAUGUAGAGAAAAUGACGAGGUACAGCUUAAUACCAAGUAACGGAUACCGCCACCGCAGCGGUAUAUGAAUGAGAAAUAUAUGUUCUCCAAACUAUUAGGCACUCUGGAACAAAAACAAAGAAACAAAAUUAGAGUCAGGGUAUACAAAAUUCUUUUUGAAAGGAGCACUGUUCAGUGGUGACUUUGAUCCUUUAAAGAAAUCCCACCACCAAUAUAAAGGAAAAGAAAGAAAAUAUUCUGUUGCUUUUUAGAAACUUUGUAAACAAGUUUUGAAAUCUACCUUUUUCUUUAGUCUAAAUAAUGAAAAAAAUAUUUGUUUAUGAAAUAUCACUUAUAAUAGUAUGAAUGUAGAGAAACAGAUUGACAUUGAGUAACCAUUGUGUGGCCAGGAUAUCAACAAGUAUCUAGUGCUGUGGUUGAUUUCAUUCAAGGUACCUAUUCAACCUACUGAGGCAGUGUUUUACAUGAUACAGUGUAACCCUGAUUGUGCUGGAUAAAGAAGUAGUUUGGUAUUUCAUAAGAAUAUAACCACAAACUAGCAAAAACAGUAUUUUACUUAUUAUGACUUUCGUGAUUGAGAAGUUAAGUAUUGAAUGGCUUGUUAAGAUAGAAAAUCCAGAACAAGGAUGGAAAUCUCUGUUACUGCAUUCCUCUAAUAACAAUAGCAAUAAAAUCAGGUUACUAGGCUUCAGAGCAAUUUUCAACAAACUUUAACAAGUAUUUAAGGAGGAAUUUACUUUUGUUUUCUCUUCAGAACACUUGUUUAAACUCCUUCCAGUAUUUAAAUACCACCAGUAAAAUUUCUUGUGUAAGAUUUUGCCAUUUGUGAAGACAACAAUUUGUGCAAUAACAAUCAAAUAUGUUAUUUAAGUUAUUGUAAAAUAUUAGUACAGGUACAACUAGAAGGAUUUUGUCAUAACAUAGGGCAUACCAAGUGUUGCUUCCCUCCCUUGUAGCAUUUGUUGUAUUUUUACUGUUAUAUUUCCUUAUUUUUACAUCUAGUUAAGUACGCAAUAGUAUUGAACAAAAUGGCAAACAGUAGGAAAAUUAUACAAUAUGUGAGGGGAGAUAACUCUUUUAGAAGAUAAGCUUACAUUAAAUUGUACCAUACCAAACGUGAUAUUAUUGCUUGUACCUAUGAUUUUUGCUUGAAUGUUAUGUUUAUUGUUAGAAAUGAAUUUUUACAUUUUUUCAAAAAGUGUAUAAUCCCUUUUAGCACCAUCUUGUUUUUCUGUUACUGUCUACACUUGUACACGAACAUCUUCCAUUGAUAUCAAAACAUUUUAUCAUUUACAUUUUUUUUUUUAACAUUUUUUUUCCGGUUUAUGUUGACAAACAGCUGAUGAUGUCAUAUAUCAUAAUAAUGUGUUUCAACACUGCAUCAUUGAAUUGAUUUGAAUCUCGUACCCUACAGUAGAUGAUCCAGACUAUCUGAUGUUAAUUUCGACACAAUUCUUACAACAUCAUGUUUAUAGUGCUUAUGUAAAUAUUUUCAUAAUUCUGUUAUAAAUGGCCCUUUACCAAAGGUUAAAAUCGUUUUUUUUUAAAACAAAAUUUGGAUUUACAUGUACAUAACUGUUGUUUGAUCCCCUGUGCAUUUUUAUUAGGAUUUUUAUAAGAUGACAUAAAGAAAUGAUUAACCCUUCCCUGUCUGUACGUUUACAGCACCAUUUAGUUGCUUCAUGAAAUACCACGUAAAAUUUUGAAUUUUGCUUUAAACCAAACAUGUGUUUGAAUUUUAAAUACAUGUAUCACUGCGACAAGCAGCUACUAACCAACUUUAAACUUAACUACAGUAGCUAGGAAAAGUUCAAAUUAUGAAAUCUUCUUUGUGGAGAAGAUUGGUUUGAUUAUCUUUCCCAACUAGUAUUACAGCUGCUUGAUGCUUUAAUUUAAUUGAAGUUCUCCUGUUAUGAGCUAAUGAUUUCUGUACAAUGUAUAUUAUAUCAUUCCACUGAAAACUAGACAAUAAAAAGCAGUGUUUUUCAAGUUACAUUAAUCACUAUUUGUUGACCUUAAUGAACAGAUAUGGAAUCGUAAUGUGGGAGGAAAUCAGAGUACUGAAGAAACCUCACGGCUGUCUUGGCGUAAGGCAUGUGCACUACCUGUCUACUGACCUCCUAAAACUAUAUCAAGGUCAAUAGUUCUACACCUACUUAUUGAUCAACUUUUAUCUAAGUAACUUAAGUAAUUUAUUUUUUUAAAGUGCUUAUUUUUAGGCAUACAGUUUUGAAAUCACUUUUAAAUUAUUUUACAUUUUUAAACUAAAUGUGAAUUAAUUUUAAAUCUGGUAUUUUUUAAUUUCCAACUUCUAUUUGUAAACAACUCACAUUAAAGGAGAAGUUGAGGCUGUACCAAAUUACUAUUUACUUAUCUUGACUUUUUACAUAAUUGAUCUACAUGUUUAGUCUGUAUUUUAAAUCAAAUUAUUUGAAACAUUUUGUAAAGAGCUAUACAUUUUAACACUUUGGUGUGAUACUAUUUUUAACACAUUGGUGUGCUUAUUAUGGAUCAGUGAAUUUUAUUAAUUUUAGUUGUAUUUCAGCAAAGCAGGUAGCAAUUCUGUGGCAUGUUGUAUAACAUUGUCUAUUAAUUCAGUGACCACCUUAUAUGAAGUUAAAAGCAAAUACCUAGUACCUGGUAGAGAGGAAACGAAUUAUCUAUUGAUAGUCUUGUAUAAAGAUUUGUCUCCCUUGAAUUUUCUUUGGUUGUAAAAUUAAAGGAAGGUAAGAAAUCAAGUCAUUAGAUAACUCAAUUUGAACAUCUUAUAAUGAGAUGAAAAUUUAAAAAAGGGAAAAUGAAAAAGCAAACUCCUUAAGGUAGAAUUCAAUAUCCACCUUGCCUACUUAAUGUUAAAGUUGUUUUCUCCCACCUCUUACAUAGGAUUUUGGUAAAAAUUAACAUGGACAAUGUAAAUGCAACAGUAACAUACAAGUUAACCUGGAACAUAUUUUGGAAAAGUAGCAAAAGGUACGGUUUACCAAAGAGCAUUCUUAAGGUAUCCUUUAGAAAUCAAGGAUGUCUGCAACAGCCUACAACUGAAGCCUGUUGAAUAUUUUUUAUGUGCAGCUGUGGCCUGUAUUUUGGGAGUAGAUAUUAUUUCUGCUGAUAAAAAUGACAAUAAUGUCUUGUAUCACAUUGAAAUGACUUCACAUUUCAGAAUACCAGCCAACAAAAAACUGCACAUUUUGAACCCAGACAUUAUGUAUGCAUUACCAAUACCUAAUUGGAUUAUUGGUUCUGAAAUAUUUUUUUGGAUAGUUCAUAAAAGACACAUUUUAACUUAGUGUUACCCACACGGAAUAUGUGCGUAUUGUCACUAUAGAGGUGGGAGAAAACUGGUGUUGCUUACCUUCUGUGUUGGCAUGGUAACAGAUGAGUAAAUUUAUAGUAAUUUUUAGAUAAUUUUGAGUGAUGAAGUAGAAAGGUUUUAGGUAAAUUACAAUCAGUCUAGUCAUAAAAGUAUAUAUACUUGUUGAUUCAACUCAUUUUCCAAUUAUAUUAUUCUGUCAAUCUGAUUAAUAUACUUAACUUUUAUAUUGCUUUGUUAUGUAUUUCUAUAAGAUUGAUUAUUUUGUGAGUCAACAAAUCAAAUAUUUUACCUGUAAAAAGUUGUAUAUAUUAUCACGCCUUGAUAUCCAUGUGUAUACAUUUUCAUUAAGUCAUUUAAUUUAUAUUCAUAUUAUAUGAUGCAAUAUUUGUCCAUUUCAUUUCCUUAGGUUAAGAAUAGAUACACAAACUAUAUAUAGGUCUAUAAGGGACUAAGAUAGGUGUUUGGUAGGACCUGUAGCUUCUCCUUAGGGAUGGCAGUUUCAUCAUUUUAAUUUUAGUAUUUGGCUGGUGCUUCAAAUUAGUUGCCUCCCCUUAUUUGGUUGGCUCAUAUUGAAGACAAAAACUCAGGUGAUCAGAUCAGUUCUACAGAAUUAUUUAUUUAUUCCAUUAUAGGUCCAAGUGUAAAUACAGAUCUGACCAUUUAGCAAGACAAGUGUCAGUACAUUUGUAUAAUUAUGUAUUUAACAUAUUUUCAAUAUUGAGAAAAAAUGAUACUGUUAGCCUAGUGUGUUCAAAAUGGUUGCUUAAUUGAAAACACAUUUCUGCUGCUGAUACAAAUAUACCUGAUAACCUACAGGGUAAAUGGCACUCAAUCAGACUAAAAUUUUAUAAAUUUAUAAAGUUCAUGUAAAUUAUCAUAUGUGUCAUUGGAAGUUGUCCAUGGUUAGUGUAUUUGACAUAAAAAUAAGCACACUCUUGUAAAAUAUUAUCAAGUAACAGUCCUGGUCGGCCGAUGAUCUGAACCUAAGUGUACAGGUAGACAGGUUCAACUCCUGACCUCCUGGAUAUAUAUCCGAGGUGUAAUAAUUAAUUUCUAUUCUUGUAAACAUAACAAUGUUUUGUAAUGAUAUUGAUCUGCUUACUUUAGUGCUGAUGACACAUCCUAUACAACAAAAUGUCAGUGUCUCACUCCCCACACAUCACUAUAUUUAACCUUUAUCAACCCAACAUUCCAUCAACCUGUCAAGAUACAUCUCAUAAAACCUAGCUUCUGUUGAAAAGAUAAUAACCCUUUCUAAUAUAUAAGAACCCAUUUAUUCUAUGUCCUUCUACACCCUUGAUCCUCUGACAAGUAACCCAGCCCACCCUCAGCCCAGCCCAGCCCAGCCUCCAUCCCCUCUUCCAUCUGAAUCCCUUGGUGUCAGGAUUGGGAAAAUUGCCAUGGCUGGUAUUCCAACAUGGUGCCUCUAAACUCUUCACAGAUGCUCCAUCUGAGUUGUUUGGUCAGGAGUGCUCUUUGAAGGAAGUCCAGUUUUGCUAUACCUUGUCCACGUCGCUUUAGGCCCCUCCUCGUCCAGAUGACUCCCCCGUCCCUCAUCGAAGUCAGUAUCCUGAAACCCCACAUAUACACAUCACUUUACAACCUCAACUUUUAUGAAUGUGUUCCCAUUUUCUCAGUAGAAGUGCAUAAAAGUACACGGGUAAUACAUAUAUAUACGUUGGUUAAUCAUAAAACUAUGCAUUAAUUAUCAUUAUCUUAUAUUAGAUGUUACAAAUCAUACCUUGUCAACAAUUUCUUUUCCGAAAGUCUUUUUUUUUUUACUUUUCGUUCUCUGCCAAUCAUGAAUGAUAAUUUUGAAUUCCACAAUUUUUUAAAACAACAGGAAAUCUUAGUGAUUUUUUUUCUUCUCUAUUGUAUGACCAAAAUCUUCACAUAUAAUAUCUGCAGGAAUGCAGUAGAGAGGUUCCGAAUGUUGGUAGAAAUAUGUGAAUAUCACUUUUUGUACAAAUCAUAUCAGACUGAAUGAUAACCAACAAAUGUACACAAGUAUCAAAUGUCUUCUUCUCUUUUUACAAAAACAAUAUGAAUGUUGUAAAAGUAUGUUUGUAUUGUAGAGUUGUCCGUUGAAUAUAGUUUACAUUGUAAAACUACGCUAUUAUACAAUAUCAAAAUACAGUACAAUUAAAAUGGGGGAAAAUAUUAUUGAUUGUUGUUGAGUUCUUUGUUUUGCCUUCAGUUAAACAGAAAUCAUUUCACGUUACACCAAGCACAGGUUAAUCGUGCCGCGAGAAACAUUCAACACAUAUUAAGCCCAAACCUUGUUGAUAGGGAGUGCUUCUAAGUUUGGGAAAAUACGUAACCUUGACUUAUAUUCAAAGUUACCUAGUCAACAGUGUCGGCUGAAGAACAACGGCCUUAGAAUCAUGAUAAGUAGCUUUGCUGGUAUCCAGUACUACAGAGUUUGUGAAAAGAAAGGACCUUGACCUAUAUUCAGGAUCAAAGACAUCAAAACUCUCAAAUGACUUCUUCUGAAGAACCAAGAGACCUAGAGUCAAGCAUGCAGCUUUCUGGAUUGGAUUACAAAAAUGUUAAACAUCUGAAAAACUAUUAAGGCC